GGCGCUGUUGCUGUGGCUGAGAUUUGGCCGCCGCCUCCCCCACCCGGCCUGCGCCCUCCCUCCCCCUCGGCGCUCGCUCGCGGCUCGCGGCUCGCGCUCGCUCCUCUCCCCUCGCAGCCGGCCGGGGCCGGCGCCGACCCCAGCCCGGGAGCCCUUGCCGGCCCGGCCGCCCGCGCUCGGGGCUGUUUCCGCGAGCAGGUGAAAAUGGCCGAGAACUUGCUGGACGGACCGCCCAACCCCAAACGAGCCAAACUCAGCUCGCCCGGCUUCUCGGCGAAUGACAGCACAGAUUUUGGAUCAUUGUUUGACUUGGAAAAUGAUCUUCCUGAUGAGCUGAUCCCCAAUGGAGGAGAAUUAAGCCUUUUAAACAGUGGGAACCUCGUUCCAGAUGCUGCUUCCAAACAUAAACAACUGUCGGAGCUACUGCGUGGAGGCAGCGGCUCUAGUAUCAACCCAGGAAUAGGAAAUGUUAGCGCCAGCAGCCCCGUGCAGCAAGGCCUUGGCGGCCAGGCUCAGGGGCAGCCGAACAGUGCAAACAUGGCCAGCUUGGGUGCCAUGGGCAAGAGCCCUCUGAACCAGGGAGAUUCUUCAGCCCCCAGCCUGCCCAAACAGGCAGCCAGCACCUCUGGGCCCACUCCCCCUGCUUCGCAAGCACUGAAUCCGCAAGCACAAAAGCAGGUGGGGCUGGUGACCAGCAGCCCUGCCACAUCGCAGACGGGACCUGGGAUCUGCAUGAAUGCUAACUUUAACCAGACCCACCCAGGCCUCCUCAAUAGUAACUCUGGCCAUAGUUUAAUGAACCAGGCCCAGCAAGGACAGGCGCAAGUCAUGAAUGGUUCUCUUGGGGCCGCUGGCAGAGGAAGGGGAGCUGGGAUGCCGUACCCUGCUCCAGCCAUGCAGGGGGCCACAAGCAGUGUGCUGGCCGAGACGUUAACACAGGUUUCACCGCAAAUGGCCAGUCACGCCGGACUGAACACGGCGCAGGCAGGAGGCAUGACCAAGAUGGGAAUGACUGGUAACACAAGUCCAUUCGGACAACCCUUUAGUCAAACUGGAGGGCAGCAAAUGGGAGCCCCUGGAGUAAACCCCCAGUUAUCCAGCAAACAGAGCAUGGUCAAUAGUUUGCCUCCCUUCCCUACAGACAUCAAGAAUGCUUCAGUCACCAACGUGCCAAACAUGUCUCAGAUGCAAACUUCAGUGGGAAUUGUCCCCACACAGGCGAUCGCAGCGGGCCCCACUGCAGAUCCUGAGAAACGCAAACUGAUACAGCAGCAGCUGGUUCUACUGCUUCAUGCUCAUAAGUGUCAGAGACGAGAACAAGCGAACGGAGAGGUUCGGGCCUGCUCUCUCCCACACUGUCGAACCAUGAAAAAUGUUUUGAAUCACAUGACACAUUGUCAGGCUGGGAAAGCCUGUCAAGCCAUCCUGGGGUCUCCAGCUAGUGGGAUUCAGAACACAAUUGGUUCUGUUGGCACAGGCCAGCAGAAUGCCGCGUCUUUAAGUAACCCAAAUCCCAUAGACCCCAGCUCCAUGCAGCGCGCGUACGCUGCUCUUGGACUCCCCUACCUGAACCAGCCCCAGACGCAGCUGCAGCCUCAGGUUCCCGGCCAGCAACCAGCACAGCCUCAGACUCACCAGCAGAUGAGGACUCUCAACCCCCUGGGAAAUAACCCAAUGAACAUUCCAGCAGGAGGAAUAACAACAGAUCAGCAGCCACCAAACUUGAUUUCAGAAUCAGCUCUUCCAACUUCCCUUGGGGCCACAAACCCACUGAUGAACGAUGGCUCGAGCCCUGCAAACAUUGGGACCCUCAGCACUAUACCUACAGCGGCCCCUCCUUCCAGCACUGGCGUUCGGAAAGGGUGGCACGAACACGUCACUCAGGACCUGCGGAGCCAUCUAGUGCAUAAACUCGUCCAAGCCAUCUUUCCAACCCCUGACCCGGCAGCCCUGAAGGAUCGCCGCAUGGAGAACCUGGUGGCUUACGCUAAGAAAGUGGAGGGGGAUAUGUAUGAGUCUGCCAACAGCAGGGAUGAAUACUAUCACUUACUGGCAGAAAAAAUCUACAAGAUACAAAAAGAACUAGAAGAAAAGCGGAGGUCGCGUUUGCACAAACAAGGCAUCUUGGGUAACCAGCCCUCCCUGCCGGCUCCCGGGGCGCAGCCCCCAGGGAUUCCGCAGACACAGCCUGUGAGGCCUCCAAACGGACCCAUGCCCUUGCCGGUGAACCGCGUGCAGGUGUCCCAAGGGAUGAAUUCAUUUACCCCGAUGUCCUUGGGGAAUGUACAGUUGCCACAAGCUCCCAUGGGACCGCGUGCAGCAUCCCCCAUGAACCACUCUGUCCCAAUGAACAGCAUGGGCUCCGUUCCAGGGAUGGCCAUUUCUCCUUCCCGAAUGCCUCAGCCUCCGAACAUGAUGGGCGCUCACACCAACAACAUUAUGGCCCAGGCGCCUGCGCAGAACCAGUUCCUGCCACAGAGCCAGUUCCAAUCCUCCAGUGGGGCGAUGAGCGUAAACAGUGUGGGCAUGGGGCAGCCGGCGGCCCAGACAGGCGUGCCACAGGGACAGGUGCCUGGUGCCACUCUUCCUAACCCUCUGAACAUGCUUGGGCCCCAGGCCGGCCAGCUGCCCUGCCCACCAGUGACACAGUCACCGUUGCACCAGACGCCACCUCCUGCUUCCACGGCUGCUGGCAUGCCAUCUCUCCAGCACCCGACGGCACCUGGGAUGACUCCUCCUCAGCCAGCAGCCCCCACCCAGCCAUCGACUCCCGUGUCGUCUUCCGGGCAGACUCCCACCCCGACUCCAGGCUCUGUGCCCAGUGCUAGCCAAACCCAGAGCACCCCUACGGUCCAGGCAGCAGCCCAGGCCCAGGUGACCCCGCAGCCUCAGACCCCAGUCCAGCCCCCGUCUGUGGCCACCCCUCAGUCAUCACAGCAGCAGCCGACACCUGUGCACACCCAGCCUCCUGGCACACCGCUUUCCCAGGCAGCCGCCAGCAUCGAUAACAGGGUCCCCACUCCUUCCUCGGUGGCCAGUGCUGAAACCAACUCCCAGCAGCCAGGACCCGACGUACCAAUGCUGGAAGUGAAGACAGAGGUCAAGACUGAGGAUGCUGAGCCCGAUGCCAGUGACUCCAAGGGGGAGCCUGGGUCUGCGAUGAUGGAGGAGGAUCUACAGGGAUCUUCUCAAGUUAAAGAAGAAACAGACACAACAGAACAGAAAUCAGAACCGAUGGAAGUGGAUGAGAAGAAACCGGAAGUCAAAGUAGAAGCUAAAGAGGAAGAAGAGAACAACGCUAAUGGGGCCGCCUCUCAGUCAACAUCUCCUUCACAGCCACGCAAGAAAAUCUUUAAGCCAGAGGAGUUACGCCAGGCUCUGAUGCCAACCCUCGAAGCGCUGUAUCGACAGGAUCCGGAGUCCCUACCUUUUCGGCAGCCUGUAGAUCCUCAGCUCCUAGGAAUUCCGGAUUAUUUUGACAUUGUGAAGAAUCCCAUGGACCUUUCCACCAUCAAACGGAAGCUGGAUACAGGGCAGUACCAAGAACCCUGGCAGUAUGUGGACGAUGUCUGGCUUAUGUUCAACAAUGCCUGGCUCUAUAAUCGUAAGACGUCCCGGGUCUAUAAGUUCUGCAGUAAACUUGCCGAGGUCUUUGAGCAAGAAAUUGACCCUGUUAUGCAGUCCCUUGGAUAUUGCUGUGGACGCAAGUAUGAGUUUUCCCCACAGACUUUGUGCUGCUACGGGAAGCAGCUGUGUACAAUUCCUCGUGACGCUGCCUACUACAGCUAUCAGAAUAGGUAUCAUUUCUGUGAGAAGUGUUUCACAGAGAUCCAGGGGGAGAAUGUUACCCUGGGUGACGACCCUUCACAGCCCCAGACGACAAUUUCAAAGGAUCAGUUUGAAAAGAAGAAAAAUGAUACCUUAGAUCCUGAACCUUUUGUUGAUUGCAAGGAGUGUGGCCGGAAGAUGCAUCAGAUUUGUGUUCUGCACUAUGACAUCAUCUGGCCUUCAGGCUUUGUGUGUGACAACUGUUUGAAGAAAACUGGCAGAACUCGGAAAGAAAACAAGUUCAGUGCUAAGAGACUACAGACCACACGAUUGGGCAACCACUUGGAAGACCGAGUCAACAAGUUUUUGCGGCGACAGAAUCAUCCUGAAGCCGGGGAAGUCUUUGUCCGUGUGGUGGCCAGCUCAGACAAGACUGUGGAGGUCAAGCCCGGGAUGAAGUCACGGUUUGUGGAUUCUGGGGAAAUGUCAGAAUCUUUCCCGUAUCGAACCAAAGCGCUCUUUGCUUUUGAGGAAAUUGACGGAGUGGAUGUGUGCUUCUUUGGGAUGCACGUGCAGGAAUAUGGCUCUGAUUGCCCCCCUCCAAAUACAAGGCGUGUGUACAUAUCUUAUCUGGACAGUAUUCAUUUCUUCCGGCCCCGAUGCCUCCGGACAGCUGUUUACCAUGAGAUCCUUAUUGGAUAUUUAGAAUAUGUGAAGAAAUUGGGGUAUGUAACAGGACACAUUUGGGCCUGCCCCCCAAGUGAAGGAGACGACUAUAUCUUCCAUUGCCACCCCCCUGAUCAGAAAAUCCCCAAACCAAAGCGCCUACAGGAGUGGUACAAGAAGAUGCUGGACAAGGCGUUUGCGGAGCGGAUCAUUCAUGACUACAAGGACAUUUUCAAACAAGCAACUGAAGACAGGCUCACCAGCGCCAAGGAGCUGCCCUAUUUUGAGGGCGAUUUCUGGCCUAAUGUGCUGGAAGAGAGCAUUAAGGAGUUGGAGCAAGAAGAAGAGGAGAGGAAGAAGGAGGAGAGCACGGCGGCUAGCGAGACAACAGAGGGCAGCCAGGGCGACAGCAAGAAUGCCAAGAAGAAGAACAACAAGAAAACCAACAAGAAUAAAAGCAGCAUCAGUCGAGCCAACAAGAAGAAGCCCAGCAUGCCCAAUGUGUCCAAUGACUUGUCCCAGAAGCUCUACGCCACGAUGGAGAAGCACAAAGAGGUCUUCUUUGUGAUCCACCUGCACGCUGGGCCUGUCAUCAACACGCUGCCCCCCAUCGUUGACCCUGACCCCCUGCUCAGCUGUGACCUCAUGGAUGGGCGGGACGCCUUCCUCACACUCGCCAGAGACAAGCACUGGGAGUUCUCUUCCUUGCGCCGGUCCAAGUGGUCCACACUGUGCAUGCUGGUGGAGCUGCACACCCAGGGCCAGGACCGCUUCGUCUACACCUGCAACGAGUGCAAGCACCAUGUGGAGACGCGCUGGCACUGCACCGUGUGCGAGGACUAUGACCUUUGCAUCAACUGCUACAACACCAAGAGCCACGCCCACAAGAUGGUGAAGUGGGGGCUGGGCCUGGACGACGAGGGCAGUAGCCAGGGCGAGCCACAGUCCAAGAGCCCCCAGGAGUCGCGGCGCCUGAGCAUCCAGCGCUGCAUCCAGUCCCUGGUGCACGCCUGCCAGUGCCGCAACGCCAACUGCUCGCUGCCAUCCUGCCAGAAGAUGAAGCGGGUGGUGCAGCACACCAAGGGCUGCAAGCGCAAGACCAACGGGGGCUGUCCGGUGUGCAAGCAGCUCAUCGCCCUCUGCUGCUACCACGCCAAACACUGCCAAGAAAACAAAUGCCCGGUGCCCUUCUGCCUCAACAUCAAACACAAGCUCCGCCAGCAGCAGAUCCAGCACCGCCUGCAGCAGGCUCAGCUCAUGCGCCGGCGGAUGGCCACCAUGAACACCCGCAAUGUGCCUCAGCAGAGUCUGCCUUCCCCUACCUCAGCUCCGCCCGGGACCCCCACACAGCAGCCCAGCACGCCCCAGACGCCGCAGCCCCCGGCUCAACCCCAGCCCUCACCCGUGAGCAUGUCACCAGCCGGCUUCCCCAGUGUGGCCCGGACUCAGCCCCCCACGACGGUGUCCACCGGGAAGCCCGCCAACCAGGUGCCAGCCCCGCCGCCCCCCGCACAGCCCCCACCAGCCGCGGUGGAAGCGGCCCGGCAGAUUGAGCGGGAGGCCCAGCAGCAGCAGCACCUGUACCGGGUGAACAUCAACAACGGCAUGCCCCCGGGGCGCACGGGCAUGGUUACCCCGGUGAGCCAGAUGGCCCCCGUGGGCCUGAACGUGCCCCGUCCCAGCCAGGUCAGUGGGCCCGUCAUGCCCAACCUGCCACCCGGGCAGUGGCAGCAGGCGCCUCUCCCCCAGCAGCAGCCAAUGCCGGGCAUGGCCCGGCCUGUGCUGUCCAUGCAGGCCCAGCCGGCCGUGGCCGGCCCGCGGAUGUCCGGCGUGCAGCCGCCCCGGAGCAUCUCGCCCGGCGCCCUACAGGACCUGCUGCGGACCCUGAAGUCGCCCAGCUCCCCGCAGCAGCAGCAGCAGGUGCUCAACAUCCUCAAGUCCAACCCGCAGCUGAUGGCGGCCUUCAUCAAGCAGCGCACAGCCAAGUAUGUGGCCAGUCAGCCUGGCCUGCAGCCCCAACCCGGCCUGCAGCCCCAGCCCGGCCUCCAGGCCCAGCCCGGCCUGCACCAGCAGCCCGGCCUGCAGAACCUGAAUGCCAUGCAAGCCGGCGGGCCCCGGCCCGGCGUGCCUCCGCAGCAGCAGGCGAUGGGAGGCCUGAACCCCCAGGGCCAGGCCCUGAACAUCAUGAACCCGGGCCACAGCCCCGGCAUGGCGAGCAUGAACCCGCAGUACCGGGAGAUGCUCCGCCGGCAGCUGCUCCAGCAGCAGCAGCAGCAGCAGGGCAGUGCAGGCAUGGCCGGGGGCAUGGCCGGGCACGGCCAGUUCCAGCAGCCCCAGGGACCCGGAGGCUACCCCCCAGCCAUGCAGCAGCAGCGGAUGCAGCAGCACCUCCCCAUCCAGGGCGGCUCCAUGGGCCAGAUGGCGGCUCAGAUGGGACAGCUCGGCCAGAUGGGGCAGCCGGGGCUGGGCGCAGACAGCACCCCCAACAUCCAGCAGGCCCUGCAGCAGCGGAUUCUGCAGCAGCAGCAGAUGAAGCAGCAGAUCGGCUCCCCGGGCCAGCCGAACCCCAUGAGCCCCCAGCAGCACAUGCUCUCAGGACAACCGCAGGCCUCGCACCUCCCCGGCCAGCAGAUGGCCACGUCCCUCAGUAGCCAGGUGCGGUCUCCGGCCCCUGUCCAGUCUCCGCGGCCCCAGUCCCAGCCUCCACAUUCCAGCCCGUCGCCACGGAUACAGCCCCAGCCUUCUCCACACCACGUCUCGCCCCAGACUGGUUCCCCCCACCCAGGACUCGCAGUCACCAUGGCCAGCUCCAUAGAUCAGGGACACUUGGGGAACCCCGAACAGAGUGCAAUGCUCCCGCAGCUGAACACCCCCAACAGGAGUGCGUUGUCCAGUGAGCUGUCCCUGGUCGGCGACACCACAGGAGAUACCCUAGAAAAGUUUGUGGAGGGUUUGUAGCAUUGUGAGAGCAUCGCCUUUUUUUUCCCCCCUUUCAUGUUCUUGGACCUUUUGUACUGAAAUCCAGGCAUCUAGGCUCUUUUUAUUCCUAGACGGAACUGCUACUUCCAAGCCAUGGAAGGGUAGAUUGCUGUUUAAAGAAACAAUACAAAGAAUAUAUUUUUUUGUUAAAAACCAGUUGAUUUAAAUAUCUGGUCUCUCUCUCUCUCUCCUUUUGUUUUUGUUUUUUGUUUUUGUUUUUUUGUUUUGGGGGGAGGGGGGUUUUGUUUGGAUUCUUUUUGUCGUCAUUACUGGUGACUCAUGCCUUUUUUUAACGGGAAAAACAAGUUCAUUAUAUUCAUAUUUUUUAUUUGUAUUUUCAAGACUUUAAACAUUUAUGUUUAAAAGUGAGAAGAAAAAUAAUAUUCAGAAACUGAUUCUUGAAAUAAUGCAAGCUUAUAAUGUAUCCCGAUAACUUUCUGACGUUGCGGGAAGAUUUUUUUCUAUAGUGAACUCUGUGGGCGUUCUCCAAGUAUUACCCCUGGACGAUAGGAAUUGGCUCCUGCGUGCACACACGUACACACCCACACACACAUCUAUCUAUACAUACUGGCCUAAGCCAAACUUUUGUCUUGCAGAUGUAGAAAUUGUUGCUUUGUUUCUCUGAUAAAACUGGUUUUAGACAAAAAAUAGGGAUGAUCACUCUCUUAGACCAUGCUAAUGUUAAUAGAGAAGAAGCAUUCUUUUCUUUCUUCUAUGUGAAACUUGAAAUGAGGAAAAGCAAUUCUAGUGUAAAUCAUGCAAGCGCUAUAAUUACUAUAAAUAAGAAAAUUCAAGAAGAUUCAAUCACUGUAUAGAAUGGUAAAGUACCAACUCAUUUCUUAUAUCAUAUUGUUAAAUAAACUGUGUGCAACAGACAAAAA
Molecule: messenger RNA, 8294 nt
Organism: Odobenus rosmarus divergens (Pacific walrus)
Lineage: Eukaryota; Metazoa; Chordata; Mammalia; Carnivora; Odobenidae
Gene: CREBBP
Product: CREB binding protein
Exons: 30
Coding region: 205-7392 (2395 amino acids)
Biological process (GO): positive regulation of transcription by RNA polymerase II
Cellular component (GO): transcription regulator complex; nucleus; histone acetyltransferase complex
Molecular function (GO): histone acetyltransferase activity; zinc ion binding; chromatin DNA binding
Source: RefSeq, a predicted model, not a curated record